UCAUUACAAACGCACUGCAACUUCAAAGAAAAAGCAUGGCUUCUGUUGAGGGCACCGUGUCGCAUUUACAGGUGAAAUUCUUCACCAAACAACCCCAAUUUUCUGUGCCAGACAACCCAUUCUCUGUUCCUUCGAGCUGUGGAUUGAAGGAGCUAAGUGACCUGAUAAAUGGGUUACUCCAGUCAGCUGGAACUGGUGGCCUGCAUCCUACUGAGUUUGAUUUCUUGGUCGAAGGACAAUUCUUGAGGACAACACUUGAAAAACACAUUGAACAAACGGAAAGAUCUACAGAAGAAGUCCUUGAACUAGAAUACUUGGAGAGACAGCCUGCACCUGCCCCGCAAGACUCGCUUCAACAUGAUGAUUGGGUUAGCUGUUUACAUGCACAGGGGGAGCAUAUCCUUAGCGGUUGCUAUGACAACACAGUCAAGUUAUGGACAAGCAGAGGGGACAUUAUCCUGACGAUACCUGGACACUCGGCACCUGUCAAGUCGAUAUCGUGGAUUGCCCAGGAUGAAGCGUCAAGCACUUUCCUGAGUGGGUCACAUGAUCAGACGAUCCUUAUAUGGGAAUGGAACCGGACGACCAAUGCGAUGGAAUGUCUGUACAUGUGUAAAGGUCACGCUGGAAGCAUCGAUUGCCUGGCUGUGGACGAGACAAAGUCACGGUUCUGCAGUGGUUCAUUCGACCGCAUGAUCAAGAUCUGGGCGGCCGGUAAAGGGGGGUCCGAUGAGAUGGUGGAGGAGGACGAAGGGCAUCAGAAAAAGAAGAAGAGAACAGACGGACAGAAGGUCCCUACGAGGGUUCCCCUGAUGACCCUAUCUGGUCACAAGGAAGGUGUGGCAGCGAUUCAGUGGUUAAGUUCAAGUGAGAUCUGCUCUGCGUCGUGGGAUCAUACGAUGAAAUUAUGGGAUGUGCAACAGGGCGUUGAAAAGUCUGUGUUGGCUGGUACCAAAGUGUUCCUGGAUAUUUCCUAUUCGCCCCUCAACAGAAUGAUAAUCUCUGGUUCUGCGGACAGACACGUUAGAUUAUGGGACCCAAGAAUAAGAGAUGGUGCAGUAGUAAAGUGCACAUAUACAUCACACACUGGCUGGAUAUCCAGCGUAUCAUGGUCACCGAUUAAUGAACAUCUAUUCAUCUCGGGAUCUUACGACACUGUCAUGAAACUCUGGGACACCAGAAGUCCGAAGACACCAAUGUACAACAUGACCGGCCACGAGGAUAAGAUAAUGGCAGUUGAUUGGUCGCUACCAGAUCUCAUGCUAAGCGGAGGCGCAGACAAUGAAAUCAAAAUAUUCAGAUAUUCGACUGUGCCGGGAAGCAGCUGAGGAGAACGUACACUUUUGACAGAAAAUAUAUGAUUGCUGGUCGCUCACAACAACUUUUAUAACAGUGACUGGGUGGGUGAUAACUCGGAAGUUAGGUUUCUCCUGUACACAAUACAUGAGAUUCACCAGGCAGUCACUCAGAACGUUGUCAUGCUACUCAGUCUUUGAGAAGCUGUACAAAAGCUCUUAUGCAGUUACGUCUUAUCAAAACUUUUCUCUGGGGAUCUGAAGAGGGUAUGUGUGGAGUGACUUCAGUAAUGAAGGUGUUAAGCAGUGCUAUUUCCACAGAGGUUUCCCAUGAUUUGUAUGUGGGGAAAAGUAGAAAGUACUACCGAAGUGAUGUUUGUUGAUACCUGUAAUGUCUGUUGGGUUCUGUUAUUCACAUUACCACAAUAAAAGUACAAAAUGUGAAAAUCA
Messenger RNA from Lineus longissimus, 1745 nucleotides. Its product is annotated as ribosome biogenesis protein WDR12 homolog. Bases 36 to 1328 code for a protein of 430 amino acids. The transcript is spliced from 9 exons. Gene Ontology annotation, molecular function: protein binding. The record is from RefSeq and is a predicted model, not a curated record. NCBI's taxonomy places the organism in Eukaryota, Metazoa, Nemertea, Pilidiophora, Heteronemertea, Lineidae. Gene Ontology annotation, biological process: ribosome biogenesis.